This is a messenger RNA of Etheostoma spectabile (orangethroat darter), 1996 nucleotides long. RefSeq names its product tripartite motif-containing protein 16-like. Gene Ontology annotation, molecular function: protein binding; zinc ion binding. The record is from RefSeq and is a predicted model, not a curated record. The coding region runs from base 34 to 1707 and encodes 557 amino acids. NCBI's taxonomy places the organism in Eukaryota, Metazoa, Chordata, Actinopteri, Perciformes, Percidae. The transcript is spliced from 2 exons.
GGAGUUUCAAGUGAGACUCAGGCAGGCGUUGUAAUGGCGCAGCAAGGAGUUCAGCUGGACCGGGAAACUUUCUCUUGUUCGAUCUGUCUGGAUCUCCUGAAGGAUCCGGUGACUAUUCCCUGUGGACACAGCUACUGCAUGAACUGUAUUAAAAAGUUCUGGGAUGGAGAGGAUGAGAAGAAAAUCUACAGCUGUCCUCAGUGUAGGGAGACCUUCACACAGAGGCCUGUUGUUGUCAAAAACACCAUGUUAGCAGUUCUAGUGGAGGAGCUGAAGAAGACUGGACUCCAGGCUGCUCCUGUUGAUCACUGCUAUGCUGGACCUGAAGAUGUGGCCUGUGAUGUCUGCACUGGGAGAAAACUGAAAGCAGUCAAGUCCUGUCUGGUGUGUCUGGUCUCUUACUGCAAGAAACACCUUCAGACUCAUUAUGACUGUGCUGCGUUUGAGAAACACAAGCUGGUGGAGCCCUCCAAGAAUCUCCAGGAGAACAUCUGCUCUCGUCAUGAUGAGGUGAUGAAGAUGUUCUGCCGUACUGAUCAGCAGUGUAUCUGUUAUCUCUGCCCUGUGGAGGAACAUCAAGGCCACGACACAGUCUCAGCUGCAGCAGAAAGGACUGAGAGGCAGAAAGAGCUCGAGGGGAGUCGAGAACACAUCCAGCAGAGAAUCCAGGACAGAGAGAAAGAUGUAAAGCUGCUUCAACAGGAGGUGGAGGCUAUCAAUCUCUCUGCUGAUACAUCAGUGGAGGACAGCGAGAAGAUCUUCACUGAGCUGAUCCGUCUCAUGGAGAAAAGAAGCUCUGAUGUGGAGCAGAUGGUCCGAGUUCAGCAGAAAAGUGAAGUGAGUCGAGUCAAAGAGCUUCAGGAGAAGCUGGAGCAGGAGAUCACUGAGCUGAAGAGGAAAGACGCUGAGAUGAAGAAGCUCUCAGACACAGAGGAUCACAACCAGUUUCUCCACAACUACUCCUCACUGUCACCACUCAGUGGAUCUACAUCCAGCAUCAAUAUCCGUCCUCUGCGCUACUUUAGGGAUGUGACAGCGGCCGUGUCAGAAGCCAGAGAUAAACUACAGGAGCUUCUAAAUGAGAUAAGGACAAAUAUCUAUCUGGCUGUGGUUGAAGUGGAUGUUUUACUGUCAAAUCCACAACCAGAGCCCAAGACCAGAGCUCAAGUCUUAAAAUAUUCACGUGAAAUCACACUGGAUCCCAACACAGCACACCCCCAGCUGUGGCUCUCUGACAGAAAAGCGACAUUUAUGAAAAAACAUCUGUCUUAUCCUAGUCACCCAGACAGAUUCGCUGAAUGGCAGCAGGUCCUGAGUGAACAGGGUCUGACCGGACGUAGUUACUGGGAGGUGGAGUGGAGGGGAGGAGGGGUUGAUGUAGCAGUUGCAUACAAGAACAUCAGCAGAGCAGGGAGACCGGAUGAAUGUGGAUUUGGACACAAUGACAAGUCUUGGGCAUUACACUGUCAAGAUAACACUUUUAUCUUUUGUUACAACAACGUCCAAACUUACGUCUCAGGUCCUCGGUCCUCCAGACUAGGAGUGUACCUGGAUCACAGCGCAGGUACUCUGUCCUUCUACAGCGUCUCUGAUGAUACCAUGACUCUCCUCCACAGAGUCCAGACCACGUUCACUCAGCCCUUGUAUGCUGGACUUCGGGUUUAUUAUGAUUAUGGAGACACUGCUGAGUUCUGUAAACUGAAAUAGACCGACGAUGAUUUCUGUAAACUGAAAAAUACAUAAAUUACUCUUUUUUAACUCUAGUGUAUAUGUGUCUCCAUGUUUGUUGCUGAGAGCUGGUUGUUGGGGCAUUUCUUCACUGCAGAGAUCAGCUGUCAAUCAAACAUUAUGGGAUGUCCUUUCACGUCUUCUCUUUAGUUGCUGUGUAAAUGUUUGAGCUCCUUCCUGUGUCUGUUUAAUCAUGAAGGCCAUCACUGAUGCUCAUGAUGAUGUGUGUUGACCUGAACUGAACAUUUUAACUUCUUUGUGCUCUAAA